UUCAUGUUGUCCUUACAACAAGUUCUAUCUAUAAAUAGGUGCUUACAAGUCACUAGUUUCCUUAGUCAUUCCUACAAACGCCUCCACAUGGGCACUUAUUGGUUGUUGGCUAUGUUUUCCUUCUUUCUUUUCUAUGGUGUUGCCCAUAUUGAAGCUUUCCAUCAAACUCAUUCUUUGAACCAAACAUAUAAACCUUCUUUUCACUUCCAACCUCACAAGAAUUGGAUGAAUGACCCUAAUGGCCCUAUGAGAUACAAGGGACUAUACCAUAUGUUCUACCAACACAAUCCAAAAGGAGCAAUAUGGAGCAACAAUAGUAUUGUUUGGGGCCAUUCUAUUUCAAAGGAUCUAGUGAAUUGGUUAUCAUUACAACAUGCUCUUAUUCCAAGUGAAUCAUAUGAUAUCAAUGGUUGUUGGUCAGGUUCAUCCACACUUCUCCCUAAUGACAAACCAAAAAUCUUAUACACAGGAAUUGACAUUAAUCAACACCAAACUCAAAAUUUGGCCAUACCCAAAAAUGUGUCUGACCCAUUACUUAGGGAAUGGAUAAAAUCACCUAAUAACCCUUUAAUGGAACCAAAUAAUGUUAACAAAAUUAAUGCAACUUCAUUUAGAGACCCUACCACUGCUUGGAUUGGUCAUCAUGAUGGAUUUUGGAGAGUACUUAUUGGAAGCCAAAAAAAGGAUAAGGGGAUUUUAAUUUUAUUUAAAAGUAAAGAUUUUUUUAAUUGGAUUCAAGAUAAAAAUCCUUUUUAUUCAGCUAAAAAUACUGGAAUGUGGGAGUGUCCUGAUUUUUUCCCUGUUUUGAUUAAUGGUUCAAUUGGACUUGAUAUAUCAAUUAAUAAUGGUUAUGGUAUUAGGCAUGUGGUCAAGGUUAGUUUAAUUGAUGUGUCACAUGAUUAUUAUUUUAUUGGUACUUAUGACACUAUUAAGGAUGUGUUUGUUCCUGAUAAGGGAUUUGACAAAAUUAAUAAUGAGUUAUCAUUGGUACUAAGAUAUGAUUAUGGAAAAUUUUAUGCAUCUAAAACAUUUUAUGAUGGUGAAAAAAAGAGAAGGGUCUUAUGGGGUUGGAUUAAUGAAUCUUCAAUUCAAGAGGAUGAUGUUAAAAAAGGAUGGUCUGGAAUUCAGGCAAUUCCUAGGACUCUUUGGCUUCAUAAAUCUGGGAAGCAAUUGAUUCAAUGGCCUAUAGUUGAAAUUGAAAAACUACGUAGCAACCAUGUUAACUUGCACUCUAAAGUGUUAAAGGGAGGAAAAAUGCUUGAGAUUUUUGGUGUGACAGCUGCACAGGCUGAUGUUGAAAUUUCAUUUGAAGUGAAAGAGCUUGAAAAGGCACAAGUCUUAGACCCUAGUUGGAAAUUGGACCCUCAACAUCUAUGUAAGGAAAAUGGUUCAAAAGUAAAAGGUGUAGUAGGAUUGGGACCAUUUGGUUUACUAGUUUUGGCUUCAAAGGACAUGAAAGAAUACACAACAAUUUUCUUUAAGGUAUUUAGAGGUAACAAAAAACAUGUGGUGCUCAUGUGUUGUGACACAAGAAGGUCUUCUUUGAAUCACAAUAAUGACUUGGCCAAUUAUGGAGCUUUUGUGGAUGUAGACCCUAUUAAUGAGGAGUUGUCAAUAAGAAGUUUGAUAGAUCACUCUGUGGUGGAGAGUUUUGGGGCACAAGGAAAAGCAUGCAUCACAACAAGAGUUUAUCCAACUUUGGCAAUCAAUGAUAAAGCACACCUUCAUGUGUUCAAUAAUGGAACAAUUGAUGUUAAAAUCAAGAAGUUAAAUGCUUGGAGCAUGAAAAAAGCAAAGAUUAAUGAAAUGCAUUAGUAAUAAUAAUCAAUAAAAUAGUGGAGAUAUUAAUGAAAUAAUUAAACAAAGAAGAAGACCCUUUUAUUCUUCUUGUUUAGUUUUUGUUUUACAAA
Cicer arietinum (chickpea) is the source of this 1910-nucleotide messenger RNA. Its product is annotated as beta-fructofuranosidase, cell wall isozyme-like. Gene Ontology annotation, biological process: carbohydrate metabolic process. Lineage: Eukaryota; Viridiplantae; Streptophyta; Magnoliopsida; Fabales; Fabaceae. Gene Ontology annotation, molecular function: hydrolase activity, hydrolyzing O-glycosyl compounds. The record is from RefSeq and is a predicted model, not a curated record.